GCGGAUAAAGCCAUGAAAAACGGCCCCGCUAUUUCCAACCGGCGCUCUUGGGCGCAACGCAAGCUUUCAAGGGAAAACCAAGGCGUCAAAAGGCCCACACAUUUCUGUUGGACGCAUAAAACUGGAACGUUGAGUGGCUCGAGAGCCAGUGCCGACUGAUCCGAUCCUGUCUGGGAAGUCUGGCCAAGACGGCGCGACACAACAGGAGGAGACCCAGGUGGAGUUGUUGAUCGGGACCCUGAGGAAGUCCGAGAUUUGUCGAGUUUAGUUGGUUCUGCGAUUUUAGCUUCGGCUCCCUCUCCUGAUCAUCGCAUUUCUGGCACAAAAACACUUCGACUUCUGCACUUCUUGACGACUUUGGUUUGCGAUUUCUCUUUGGGCGUUUGUGCGGUCAAAGGCACGAGAACGGCGCAACGGGGAUCAGGAAAAAGACCAAAUAAAAGACGAAAAAGAACGGGGGAAAAAAAUGAUAUCCUCACGAUCGUCGUGCCGGCUUCGGCUGCCUCGCCCAAGGUCAUUCCUAGGCUUCAUGUCCCUACAGACCGGCACGGAGCUUGUCUCUCUUGCGCUCUUGUUCAACAAGGCGACGGGAAUCUAUGGCCUCCUUACCCUCUUCACGGGCUUUCAGAUGUCGAUCCUUCAGUUCACCGCCUAUUUCCUUUCGAUUGCCGUUAUCGCCGUUCUGGCGUUCUGCCUCCCACAUAUUCGCAAGGGAACGCCGUUUCAAAACCUCUUGCUAGCCUGGGUUUACGCGGUGGACACGAUUGUGAGCGGACUAUACACGACAGCUUUUGCGACGGGGUGGUACAUACAGUUAAAGGAGAUGCAGGCCACUGUCGCCUCAGGAGCUCCCGAAGAAGAGGAAUUUCAAAUGGUUGAGCCUAGGGGCGAGACAACCACCCCAGUCAGAGACGACGGCAUCGACACGGCGUUUAGCAUGGUGCUUAUUAUUGGGUUUACACUUAUCAGGAUUUACUUCAGCUUGGUUAUCAUGGCCUAUGCUCGGGCCGUUAUCCUGCGGUUUGUUGACGAGAGGGUGCCCGAGUCUGACGAGGAUGAUGAGUCCGGGUCGGCACCAAAUCCGUUUGCUGAGGGUGCCCCCCUGGGAGAGGGAUUGGAGGGCAAGAUUGGGAGGUACAUGAUUUCUGUGGGGAAGAGCUAUUGGCUUGGUGGAAGAAAGGAGGAUGAGGAAUGGGCUAAAGAUGUUCAUUCAAAAUUCAGGAGCAGCAGGAGAUGAUUCUCCUCUGCCGGUGAUGUUGUCGAGAUGUGGGACGAAGUACAUAAUGGCGGAGGCGAAUCACAUGUUUUCAGCGGCAUUUAAUGAGUUCAAAGGGCCAUCUUUCUGGGUAUAGCACGGUACAUUUGGGCG
Molecule: messenger RNA, 1369 nt
Organism: Podospora pseudopauciseta
Lineage: Eukaryota; Fungi; Ascomycota; Sordariomycetes; Sordariales; Podosporaceae
Exons: 2
Coding region: 467-1237 (256 amino acids)
Biological process (GO): inositol phosphoceramide metabolic process
Cellular component (GO): Golgi membrane; inositol phosphoceramide synthase complex
Molecular function (GO): inositol phosphoceramide synthase regulator activity
Source: RefSeq, a predicted model, not a curated record